AUGGAAGUACACGAAGUACCUCCACCACCUCUUAAAUCCAGUGAUUUGAUUAACACAGCACUACCGUAUGCUUUCCUCUUUCUUGUCGGGACCAUCGGCAAUACAGCAGUUCUUAGCUAUGUUUUUUUCAUCACCAGAUCUCUGCGUUCAUCCAUCUCAGCCUUGGGAAACACUUUCAUCUACAUAGUAUCGUUAUCAGCCGUUGAUUUACUGGUCACCAUUUCCAUUCCUUUCACACUUUCUUCCCUGAUUCUCAACAAUUGGGUAUUCGGAGAAUUGGGAUGUAAAAUCCAUUGGGCAGUUGAGCUGUCCAACAAGCUCUGUUCAACAUUCCUUUUAACAGCUUUAGCCUUUGAUAGAUAUAUGGCCAUAUGUCAUCCAGAGAAUAAGAGGAUUCAUCAUAUGAGGCAGACAGCUCUUAUAACAUCAUUGUUAGCUUUGUUAUCAUUCUGCUUGAUACUCCCAAUCAUAUUUACUUCUACAGUACGUAAGACUCCUUCUAAGGAUAGUGUAUAUUACCAUAAGAAUGUUAAGAUGGAUGUGUAUCGGCAUAUGUGUGUAGACGGGCUUAGAACAGAGGGCAAAGUUCUCGUCUCAAUCUUUCUAAUCUUAUUCGCCUUUGUUAUGCCUUGCACCUUGAUGACGUUCUUUUAUGCAAAAAUCAUCCUUCGUCUUCGAAAACAACAACGACGAAUGAUGCAAUCGAGAAUUCCAAUAAGACGUAUAACCAUUUAUACGAUGGUUGUGACGUUUUUCCAUUUAUCAUGCCAAAUACCAUUUUGGUUGCCACAAGUUUAUGCUGUUGUCAUAAUGGUCUUCAAAUUGCCGGGAAAUAAUUCAUAUUUAACUUUUUUAUAUUAUUCACAUCUCUUACCAUUUGUAUCGGCAGCCUUCAAUUGGAUCUUCUAUGCUCGCCUCAAUAGUCAAUUCAAGAAAGGAUUAGUUCUUGUAACAGAGCGCAUGAUUCGCAAGCGGACAAGAUCGAUUCAACAAAAUGGAAUAACGUCAACUAACAAUCGAGAAACUAUAGAUGAGAUGGCACUGGAUCUCAUGGUAUCUUCACCCAAUGAGCUAACUACGUGUCCUAACUGCGAUGCUCCACUCACAACAAAGACUCAGAAGAAAUCAGUUGCAAAUUCAACAUGA
Messenger RNA from Auanema sp. JU1783, 1146 nucleotides. The record is from the annotation of a GenBank genome assembly. Lineage: Eukaryota; Metazoa; Nematoda; Chromadorea; Rhabditida; Rhabditidae.